This is a messenger RNA of Thlaspi arvense, 273 nucleotides long. NCBI's taxonomy places the organism in Eukaryota, Viridiplantae, Streptophyta, Magnoliopsida, Brassicales, Brassicaceae. The record is from the annotation of a GenBank genome assembly.
AUGAAACUUGGGCCAAGUUUGAGGGCAGUGCGAAGUUUAAGGCUGCUUGCAACAAUAAGCAAUGGUCUCAUUUCUGCUCAAGAAAAGUACUUGAAAUUGCCUAUGCUCGGAUCCAGGCUAGGCAAAGAUGAGUUGGUGAAACAUUUCAAAGAAAUGACGUAUGCGAUUGAGGAAUACAGUGCGGUCUGUUUCAACCCAGCUCGUAGCGGAUCGAAGACCACGGUUGAAACCGUCAUGGUCGGUAAUUGCACCCAACGAAUGAUAUCGGCUUAG